Gopherus evgoodei (Goodes thornscrub tortoise) is the source of this 2906-nucleotide messenger RNA. RefSeq lists its product as uncharacterized. The record is from RefSeq and is a predicted model, not a curated record. The transcript is spliced from 5 exons. Bases 1 to 978 code for a protein of 325 amino acids. Lineage: Eukaryota; Metazoa; Chordata; Testudines; Testudinidae. Gene Ontology annotation, biological process: immune response-activating cell surface receptor signaling pathway; positive regulation of natural killer cell mediated cytotoxicity.
AUGGCUCUGCACUGGCCAGCCGCCGACGCCGUGCCCCCAGGCUGCGAGCAAGCCCUGCAGCCCCGAUUCCAGCCUGGUUUCACUUCCAUCUCUCUGACGCCCACAGACUUCGCUUCUCGGGGGUGGGGUGACUGCAGGACAUCUCUGUUACCUGGCACCCUUGGCAUCGUGGCCGGGCCCUGCACCCCAGGUGGGCACCACAGGCUGGUCUCUCGCUGCUGGAACCAACCGGGUGUGAGUACAGAAUCUGCCAGGGCAUCUCCCUGUCCUGAGAGAGUCUGGAGCCCUCAGAGACCCGGCUGCCGCCCCAGGGAUUCACCAUCCCAGGGUUUGUUACCAGCCCAGGAUGUGUCACAUGCUGCCCAUCUGGCUCGUCCCCUUGGCUGCUUCCUGCUGCAAGGGUCAGAAGUCCGAGUGCACCAGCCACCGGAGGUGAGGGCCUCACCGGGGGGCUCCGUGCUCCUGAACUGCAGCUUCUUUGCCACCCCAAAGGCCUCCAAGCUGGCGGUGACCUGGGUGCAGAGCACACCCGGUGGCAGUGGGGAGGUGCAGAUCUACCAGCCACCCAGCCAGGUCACCGAGCUGCGCAACCGCGUUGCCCUGGACUCAGGGCGCUUUCGGCACCAGCGGGACGUGUCCCUGCACCUGGUCAACCUCACCCAGCAUGAUGCCAGGCUCUACCGCUGCUUCAUCUGGACCUCAGCCACCAGCAGCCACGCUGGGAACGGGACCGAACUCAGCGUCCUGGGGGAGGGACUAGGAUCCGGGGUGCAGCACUGGGCAGCCUGUGGUCCCCUGGGAGUCCUGGCGCCCAUCCUGCUGGUCCUGCAUGCCAUGGUGUGCUGGGAGUGCCAGGGCUUGCGCCACCGUCGGAGGUCCAUGAGGUUUGGUGCCCAGAGACGAGAUGUGGCUGGGGACCCGGGCUCACGGCCAACCCUUGGGCUGGCAGGGAAGGACGGAGCCCCCCGAUCCCUCUGAUGGCUAGUUGGCUGCAGGGCGCCAUCACCUCCGCUCCAGGGUCCUCUUGUCCCCAGAGUCCCCUCCCUUGCUCCUGCGCAGAGUCGGCUGGGGGACAGCAGCAGCUGGGGAGGGAACCCUCAGGGAGCCCCCCUGGCAACCUGCGCCCUGGAAAGGAGAGGUGCCCGAUGUGAAGCGGCUGUGAGAAGAGGGUCCCAGGACGUGCGGAGGCUCUUUGGGAACCCAGGGGGCCCAGCAGCUCCCGCUCCCCCAGGAGGGCACCAUCUGGGCUAUAUUGAGUAGAUGGUGCACAGGAUACAUGUGGGCGAUGCCAUCCCCACCACAGAGACACAGCCCCACUGCAUGGUGCAGGGCCUGCAACCAGCAACUCUCGUCCCCACAAGCCACAGCCCCAGAGCGCAGCCUGGCCUCCCCACGUGGUCUGCACCCUGCAGCUGAGCCUGUCUCUGCUGGGGGAAGUGAAACAGGAGCCACUGCUCGCAGGGCCGGGAACAACCCCAGGCUGCUCUGACCAGGCCCAGCUCAGGGCUGAAAUAGCAGCGAGGGGCACUGCUGAGGUCUGCUCUGCCUCUGCGGCUGGGGGACACAGCACGCCCCGGCUGCAGCUCCAGCGCUACGGGACGGACUGGGGGUCUUUGCACCCUGUGCAGGCCUGGAUUUCCAGUUAGGCACCUGCCUGGGGCACUGGCAGAAGUUGCCAAGUAUGUGCUUUGCUAGCCCAGCGGGGCUGUAUUAUUUUGCUGCCCCGUUGCCACUGGCCACACUGCUCAGGACUUCUCGGGAGGGAGGGAGCCUCUGGGUCAGCCCCACCCCCUGUGCUGACACCCACACGCCACUCGUCCCACCUCGCGCCCCCUCCCCACAGCAUGCACACGGUUCUUGUCCGAGGGAGGCAGAAAAUAUGCUGCAGUUCUGCCUUUUGCCCACCAGAGGCGCUGCUGAGGCGCCAGAGCAGCCCGGACUGGCUGGUGUGGGGGGUUGGUUUCUCUGCCUGUAAUUGUGAGGAUUUCCCCUUGUUAUCUUGUGAGAGCCUUACUCUUUGGCAGGAGCACUGUGUGUGCCUCAGUUUCCCUCUGCUGCACAAUGUCCAAGUGGUGAGAAUAAGCCUGUGACUUUUGCGGGGGCUUCUCCAGCUGCCUGCACCGAUGCUGUGGCCUCCCCUUCGUGACCUGAGACCAGGAGGGGGAUGCCACCAGGGGACUCUGGCCUGGAAAGUGAGACAAAGGCUGGAGGAGGAGCAAUGGGCCGGGCCGGGGCCAGGCAGCUGGAAGCGAGUCAGUCCCAACUGUUUUGGGGCUCAGGGGGAGGAUGAGAGUCCUGGCCCUGGGCUCCCCUCCCCCCAAGUUGGACUUGGCUGAAAGUCCCUGAUUUCUGUGCUAACGAGCUCUGCCUUACGCUGCAUUCCUGUCGCCUAAUAAACCGGCUGUUUUACCGGCUGGCUCAGGGUCACAUCUGACUGCGGAGUUGGGGUGCAGGACCCUUUGGCUGCCCCAGAAGCCACGCCCAGGUGCACUCGCUGCGGGAAGCGAACAGUGUGGAAUAGGGUGACCAGAUCAGAGGAAGAAAAUAUUGGGACACGUGGGGAAGGGGUGUCUGCCAGCAGAGAAAAAAAAAAGCAGAGUGCUGCCAGCGGAGGGGGGGAAACGAAAACCAAACGGAGUACCGCGAAAUAUCAGGACAAAUUGCAUCCCAAUCAAUGCGGGACAAACGCGUCAAUAUCGGGAUGUCUGGUCACCCUAGUGUGGAAGGGGAGGCUGAAUGCUCCAGCUCAGACCCAGGAAGGUCAAAGCUGUGUGAGCUGCUUAAGUCUACUCAGAGGGAGGAGGCAUGCUCUGUGUAGCGGGAUUUGGCUGGGGUUUGGCUGGGGCUCGUGUGACGUUAUUGAUAUAAUCUGAGACCAUAUAGAACAUGGUUGCAACCAAGGUCCU